AUAUAUAGGGUUAUUUUUGUAAUUAAACUCUUCACAACUUCGUCCUGCAGUGUUCUACCGCCGCAGUUGAUCCUCUGCUGAUUUGCGUCUUCUCCUCUCUCCGCCGAUUCAGUUUCAGGUUUUACUAAUUUGAUUACGGUGGAAAAUUAUGGAGGAGAUUUUGGUGGCCGUAGUGAUGAUGGUUGUGAUUUUAUCUUUGAUCCCACUAUAUAUUUGGAGGCGUCGAGUUGAUUCUCGAGAAUCUCACCAACAUGAAGAUGAGCCUCAGGAUAUACGAAGGGGGGAAGCAGUUAGGGCUACCAACACACGACGAAUGCGUCGAAGACCCGCUGCUUCUGCUGCUGCUAGCUCGUCUUCUGGUCAUGCUAACACUGAAGAAGCUUCUGAUGGAAGUGAUAAUGAAGUGGCUGCGGAAGGGUGGCACUCUGGUAAAGCAUCAAAGAAAAAGGAAAAGAAACAGAGAGAGCGGGAAGCACAACGGCAGGCAGAAGAUGCUGCACGUGAAUCAAGGAGAACUAAGCAGGAUCGAUACGAAGAGAUGAGGAGGAGGAAGGAUGAGGAGCGAGAAGCAUAUGAAAGAAAGCUGGAAGAAGAAGCUAAUGCUAGGAAAGCUAAGGAAGAAGAAGCUGCUGCGUUAGAGUUUGAUCAGUGGAAAGGAGAGUUUUCUGUUGACGCUGAAGGCACAACCGAAAAUGAAGUACAAGAUGGAAGUCAGGGACUGCUUUUUGAUUUUGUAGAGUACAUUAAGAAACACAAGUGUGUCCCUUUAGAAGAUAUCGCGGCUGAAUUUAAGUUGCGAACUCAGGACUGUAUCAAUCGAAUAAACUCACUAGAAACUAUGGGACGAUUGUCUGGUGUGAUGGAUGAUAGAGGAAAGUACAUUUACAUUUCACUGGAAGAAAUGAGAGCUGUCGCGGAUUACAUCAGGCGCGAGGGUCGGGUUAGCAUCUCUCACCUUGCGAGCAAGUCCAACCAGUUCAUAGAUUUGGAACCUAAAGCCCCUGUAGUCGAAGAUAUCACCAGUAUAGAGGAUGUAACUUUUGGUUGAUUAUCCAUCAUGGUAACUUUGUUUAUCACAUGAUCUUUGGCAGCUGAUUGAAAUAACUAACUGAUCAAAGUUGUAUAGGUUACCAUGAAAAAGAGUUGAGAGUUACUUACAGAACAACUGGAAAGCUUUUCUUGGGAAAAAGUUUCAUCGUUUACAGGUUAUGUUUUUAAAUAUUUUAUGGUGUAUGUAUAUAUAUAGAGAUGUUUGGUUACUGUGCUCAUUGGAUUAAAUCAACAAUUACGUAUAUUUUGACAAAACAUUAUAUAAUUAUAUAC
Messenger RNA from Andrographis paniculata, 1323 nucleotides. Its product is annotated as DDRGK domain-containing protein 1. The record is from RefSeq and is a predicted model, not a curated record. The transcript is spliced from 10 exons. NCBI's taxonomy places the organism in Eukaryota, Viridiplantae, Streptophyta, Magnoliopsida, Lamiales, Acanthaceae. Bases 149 to 1048 code for a protein of 299 amino acids.